Messenger RNA from Aegilops tauschii subsp. strangulata, 1950 nucleotides. RefSeq names its product NAC domain-containing protein 7. Gene Ontology annotation, molecular function: DNA binding. Lineage: Eukaryota; Viridiplantae; Streptophyta; Magnoliopsida; Poales; Poaceae. Gene Ontology annotation, biological process: regulation of DNA-templated transcription. The record is from RefSeq and is a predicted model, not a curated record.
CUCACUCACUCGCCACCACCUCCAUUGCCCUCCCUUUCACCCUAGCCAGGCAGCUCGAUCCUCCGCGGUUCAUCGGAUCGAUCGCUGCCUAGCCUUGAUGGUUGGAUAUUAAUCUUGUUACUACCUUUAGCUGCCUGCCUGUCAACCGAUCCAUGGCGGCCAUAGAUUAAUCAAUCCUUGUGCUAAGCUUUUCCUUCGUCUGAUCAUCCUAUCCCGUUCUGCCCCCUUACAUUUAUCAACCCCGUUCCCGUCCCGUUCCCCCACUCUCUCUCCUCCUCCUCCUCUCCUGCAGCCCCCUCCCCCUCUCCUCCCCGCAGCGGCUACCCGCUGAGCAGGAUCAAGGGAAGGAGGUGGAGGAGGAAGAAGCAGCAGCCAACAAUCAGCCAAGAACUCUGCUGGAGGGUGCAUGCAGAUCGAUCGACCGACGAACACUUGCGGCUAGGCAGCAGACAAUGAGUUAUUAGGGAUCAGAAAGGCAGAUCAGAGAGACAAGCCUCGAGACAAAAAGCUCAUCCCUGUCUACUAGCUAUUGUAUUGCUGCUCCCCUAGCUAGCUAGACAGAUCUCUGGGUUUCUUUCUACAAGGUUCCAUCACGCAUCUCACUGAUCUCCAUUGAUCAAACAAAGGCAUAGUUAUACAUCGGUCAAUUGAACGGACGACAUGGGUAGCAACACACAGCCGCAGGUCCCUCCGGGUUUUCGGUUCCACCCGACUGACGAGGAGCUCGUGGACUACUACCUCCGCAAGAAGGUGGCGUCCAGAAGGAUCGACCUAAACGUCAUCAAGGAUGUUGAUCUCUACAAGAUAGAGCCAUGGGAUCUCCAAGAGAAAUGCAGGAUAGGGCCUGAGGAGGAGCAGAGCGACUGGUACUUCUUCAGCCACAAGGACAAGAAGUACCCGACAGGGACUCGGACAAACCGCGCUACCGCGGCGGGUUUCUGGAAGGCGACGGGGAGGGACAAACCCAUCUAUGCAAAGCACUGCCUGGUUGGCAUGAGGAAGACCCUGGUGUAUUACAAGGGCAGAGCUCCCAAUGGCCAGAAAUCCGACUGGAUCAUGCAUGAGUACCGCCUCGAGACCAAUGAGAAUGGCCCUCCACAGGAAGAAGGGUGGGUAGUAUGCAGGGUGUUCAAGAAGAGAUUACCAACAACAAGAAGGGACCUAGACCAUGAUGCGCCAUGUUGGUACAUCGAUGACGAUGGGCCCUUCAUGCAUGACCUCAACUCUCCCAUGAGAGGAAUGCCGCCUCACCACAGCAUGGCACUGCAAGAACAACACCUCCAGAUGCUCAACAGCACCUACAAGAGGGAGCUGAAGCUGCAAUACCAAAUGCCAAACCAUCAUCAUGUUCUCAACACCAUUCCUCACGAGCUAGAGAGCCCUUCUUCCUUCCACUCUCUUUUGGUAUCGCCAGACGAUCACCAAAUCAAUGUGCACCAUGCCCAGCACCACCAUGUUCAACUUAUUGACCAUGCCGUCGACGACCAAGCUGCCACCGACUGGAGAGUUCUGGACAAGUUCGUCGCGUCUCAGCUUAGUAACGAUGCGGCCAAGGGUGUCGAUUAUGCUCAUGAAGGAGACAUUCUUCAGCUCAACGAGAAGGCGCAAGAGUUGGCAACUGAUUACGCGUCGACCUCAACAUCGAGCAGUCAAGUUGAUCCAUGGAAAUGAUGAGCAGCGGCAUCAAUGGAAUAUACUAGCAUCCCAUCUAUAAUUAUUAUAUUAAGGAGUUACAAUAAGGAUGAUGAUCAUAUAUCAAUUAUUGGACAGAUAAGUAUUUUGAGUUACAUAACGCCAUGUAAAUAAGACUAUUACAUAUGCUGUGUGUAGUGUUGUGCUGCUUACGUGUUUCAGGGGCAUUGUACUAAAUAUACAAUUACAUAUCACACUGUGUUGCUAUAUAUAUGAAAUAAUAUCAUGGAGAAUAUAAAGGCUUCAUGAAUUAUGAUU